Caenorhabditis sp. 36 PRJEB53466 is the source of this 1232-nucleotide messenger RNA. The record is from the annotation of a GenBank genome assembly. NCBI's taxonomy places the organism in Eukaryota, Metazoa, Nematoda, Chromadorea, Rhabditida, Rhabditidae.
AUGCAAGCGCGCUCUACGGUCACGCGUUAGAGAUAAGAGACGGCUGAGUAUGCGCAUUUCGCGAUCUAGCUGGCACAUUUUUCGAUCAGGAGACCGUGGAAUGGUGCAAAAUUGUCCACGAGGAGUACACGGCCGAGGAGACGCGUGGUUUUCCUAGUCCCUCGACGAGAACGCGCUCCAACGCUUCACUUUUUACAACGCGUUUCACCCCGCUUCCACAUUACUUUCUGACGUCUUCUGACGAUUCGGGCGCGAUGUCGAAUGGCUUCUGGAUGGACGAUGGCCAGAAUCAACAAGGUAACGCUUUAAAACUUAAUUUUUAAUAAAUUCGGAGAUGUUUAGGCGGAUGGAAUACGCAAGCGCCCCAACAAGACAUGGGAUGGGGUCAAUUCGACUACUCACAACCGCAACAGCCACAACAACAGCGUGAGUGUUCAAAAGAUUUGCAUAACCGCAAGAUUACCGUUUUUCAGAGGCUGGAAAUGACUACUAUCAGCAGAAUCAGCAGUAUCAACAGCCGCAGAACAAUUUUUAUGGCGGACAAAUGUUUAUGCCGAAUGUUACUGUUGGUGGAGGAGGUAAAACGCUUUAAUACAUUAAAAAAAAACCACAAAACAUCACUUCAGCUGUUCCGAACGCUCCUGCUGACGGCGAAGACUACGAGAACGAGCCGCCACUUCUCGAAGAGCUAGGUAUUAACUUUUCUCACAUCAAAGAGAAGACGAUCGCCGUGCUGAACCCGACCGGAUCCGCCACUGUCGAAGUGAUCGCCGAUCAGGAUCUCGCCGGACCGCUCGUUUUCUGUCUGCUGUUCGGAGCGGCGCUCCUUCUGCACGGCAAACUCUCCUUCGGCUUCAUCUACGGAGUCGGCGGUCUCGGAUGCGUCGGAAUCUACGCUCUGAUGAAUUUGAUGGCGGCCGACGAGAAGAACAUCUCGUUCACCUGCACCGCUUCUGUCCUCGGAUAUUGCCUUCUGCCGAUGGCGUUGCUGAGCAUUGUUACCGCCGUCUUGUCGUUCAAGGUUGCUAAAGUUUAGUUUCUGUGAGUUUCUGUAAACUUUCUAUUUCCAGGGAAUCGUCGGCUACAUAAUUUCGAGUCUCGCAGUGUUCUGGUGCUCGGCCGCUUCGUCCAAACUGUUCGUGAUAGCCCUUUCGAUGGACCACCAACGUCUUCUGGUCGCUUAUCCGUGCGUCCUUCUCUACUCUGUCUUCGCCCUUCUUGCCAUCUUCUAA